This is a messenger RNA of Alexandromys fortis (reed vole), 475 nucleotides long. RefSeq names its product odorant-binding protein-like. The transcript has 5 exons. Gene Ontology annotation, molecular function: small molecule binding; odorant binding. NCBI's taxonomy places the organism in Eukaryota, Metazoa, Chordata, Mammalia, Rodentia, Cricetidae. The record is from RefSeq and is a predicted model, not a curated record. The annotation marks the transcript as partial.
AUGGUAAAAUUUCUACUGCUGGCUUUGGCAUUUGGCCUGGCUCAUGCGGAGAUUGAAGGAAAGUGGGAUACCAUUGCCAUUGCUGCUGACAAUGUGGACAAGAUAGAGGAAGAAGGACCUCUGAGACUCUAUGUUCGUGAACUUACUUGUAGUGAGGGAUGUAAUGAAUUGGAAGUCACAUUUUAUGUCAAUGAGAAUGGCCAAUGUUCAAAGACCAAAAUCACUGGGUAUAUGCAAGAAGAUGGCAAGUACAGAACCCAGUUUGAAGGUGAUGUUAGAUUUAAAUCUGUGCAUGCAACACCAGACAAUAUAGUCUUUAUCAGUAAGAAUGUGGAUCGAGCUGGCCGGACAACAAAUCUGAUUUAUGUUGUUGGAAAAGGUCAACCUUUGACUCCUGUACAAUAUGAAAAACUUGAGGAAUUUGCCAAGGAACAGAACAUUCCAACAGAAAACAUUCAAAAUGUUCUGGCUACAG